AUGAUACGUAAUCAGAAUAUAAUGCCGAUAAACAGAUCCAAAAGUAGAUGGAGAAAACGAACCGGUGAAACAAAAAGAGAUGAGAAUCGGUUAGAGAUCUGGAGAAGGAGAAAAGCAGCUGCUUCUACGCCGUCUCCGUCGCUAGACGUUGAUUCUUCGGCAGCGUUUUCCGAUAUUGAGAUAGAGAGAUCAAAUCAGUCUCCUCCGUGGGGGGCGGAUUUGCCGGAUGACGCCGUUUUGUUAAGUCCGUUUACAUACGACGGGGAUUUAGGGAUUUUAUAUUUUACAAAAAAUUUAGAAAGAUAA
This is a messenger RNA of Eruca vesicaria subsp. sativa (arugula), 306 nucleotides long. The record is from the annotation of a GenBank genome assembly. Lineage: Eukaryota; Viridiplantae; Streptophyta; Magnoliopsida; Brassicales; Brassicaceae.